CAGCAAAUGAGUGUACAUAAAUACAAAGAAAACAAAAAUCAUAGAGAUAAAGUCAAGCAAAUGAGUAUACAUAAAUACAAAGAAAACAAAAAUCAUAGAGAUAAAGUCAAGCAAAUGAGUGUACAUAAGUACAAAGAAAACAAAAAUCAUAGAGAUAAAGUCAAGCAAAUGAGUAUACAUAAAUACAAAAAAGAUAAAGUUCAUAGAGAGAAAGUGAAACUUUAUAAUAAAAACAUGUACCGCAACUUUGAACAUAAAAUGCAUGUAAUGACACGUGUAAAAUCGAAAAGAAAGGAGAUAAAAGAAAACUCACAGCAAAUUGAUUUUGUUAUUGAACAGUUUUUGGACAAAGUAAAAGAGGGGCCUGACUUUGUGUGUUGUGUCUGCUUUCGAUUGUUAUUUAAACAUCAGGUUUUGAAUUGCAGAAGGGAUUCUUAUCAAAAAACCAAAGAAAUGUCUUUAAUAGCAGAAACUUGUAUAAGUGAUGAUUAUGUACACAGGUGCAAUGACGUUUGUACAUUACCUUGUGACACAUUUCAUACAUCGGGAAAUAAACUGUACAUCUGCUACACAUGUCAUUAUAAAAUUAAUAAAGGUCAGAUGCCACCUGAAAGUUCAGUAAAUAAUUUAAUACUUGAUCCCAUUCCACCUAAAUUAGCAUGUUUAAAUACUUUAGAGCAGCAUUUAAUAGCUUUACAUAUACCGUUUAUGAAAAUGUUGGCUCUGCCUAAAGGUGGACAAAACGGUGUGCAUGGUCCUGUUACUUGUGUUCCGUCAAAUAUUGUUGAAACGUGCAGUUUGUUACCACGUAGUAGUAUGGAGGGGUCUUUGUUACCAGUAAAACUGAAGCGCAAACUCACGUAUAAAGGACAUUAUGAUUAUCAAUUUGUUGACACAAUGCAUGUUCAGGACGCUCUGAAGUAUUUAAAACAUUCUAACUUGCAUUAUAAAGAUGUAGAGUUCAAUGAAUCCUGGAUAAAUGAGUUUUGUCGGGAGGACGAUGAUUCUGUUUUGGAGGAGAGUAGUUCGAAAGAAGAUGGUGACACUUGUAUUGAUGAAAGUGAUGAGAUGUUGCAUGAUCGACAGCAACACUGUAUGUUUCAGGACACUUGUCUUAUGCCAGUUGAUAUUGGCCAAGAAGCAUUGGAUCAAUAUUAUGACAAAAUUUUGAAUGUAGCCCCAGGUGAAAACAAUAAUCCUGUAAAAUUGCUAUCUGAUUUUACAAAUGAAGCCAAAAGCUUCCCUGUGUUGUUUCCUUCAGGAUGCAAUACAUAUCAUGAAAAUCGGAAAUACCGUUUAACUUUGUCUCGUUAUUUUAACAACCGACUUCUUCACGCUGAUGGCAGGUUUGCCCAUAAUGUGGAAUACAUCUUUUUUGCUCAGUAUAUGACAGAACUGGAACAGGUCGUAUCUAAUGUAUCAAUAGCAUUAAGAAAAGGCAAAACGUGUAAAUCUCAAAAUGUCAGUGACUUUGUGAAAGAUGAGGAAUCUUUAAAGAAACUGUUAGAAUUUGAUGAUGGGUAUCGUUUCUUAAAACCCAUUAGAGGCACACCAGCUUUUUGGCAGUCAGCUCAAAAAGAUAUUCUAGCUUGUGUUAAACAAUUAGGAAAGCCCACUUGGUUUGCAUCGUUUUCGUCUGCAGAUAUGAGAUGGACUAAUCUUCUUUAUAGCAUUUUGAAACAAGAAGGCCGAAAUCAGACUGUGGAACAAUUAGAAUAUGCAGAUAAGUGUGAACUGCUGCGCCGAAAUCCCGUUACUGCUGCUAGGAUGUUUGAUUUCCGUUGGCAUGUCUUCUUAAGAGAAGUUCUUAUGUCUCCUGCAAAUCCUAUCGGUAAAGUAGUCGACUAUUAUUAUCGUGUUGAAUUUCAACAACGGGGCAGUCCACAUUGUCAUUGCCUCUUCUGGAUUGCCAACGCUCCAAUCCUAGAUCAAAACACAGAUGAAGAGGUGGUUGCAUUUAUCGAUAAGUAUGUGUCAUGUGAGCUUCCAUCUUCAGAUGACUCAUUAGUUGAAGUAGUUUCUUCUGUCCAGCAGCAUUCAAAACGACAUUCAAAGAGUUGUAAAAAGAGAAAUACUGUCUGUCGUUUUAAUUUUCCACGACCUGCUUCUGUCAGAACCUUUAUUUCUCGUGGUGAGAAAUAUCUGGAUCCAGUCUGUCAAUGCAACUUGAACCAAAAAGAUGGUAUUCAACAGUGUGUAUGUGCAAAUAAGGAAAAGAAUAACCAAAAAAAAAUGCCAAGAGAUGUUGCAAGUAAUAUCUUAACUCAAAUUAAAAAAACAAUAUCGGAUGAAAAUUGUCAAUAUACUACGACACAAGAAAUAUUUCACAGCUUGGGACUAAAGCAAGAAAUUUUUGAAAUGGCGUAUGAACGAUGUAGUCGAAAUACUCAGGUUGUUUUGAAAAGAAACAUUAACGAAAUCUGGAUUAAUCAAUACAGCAGGUCACUGUUAAAAGCUUGGAAUGCUAAUAUUGAUAUCCAGUUUUGUGUUGAUGCAUAUGCAGUUUGUGUUUACAUAAUCUCUUACAUGUCUAAAAGUGAAAGAGAAAUUGGCCUUCUGCUAGGAAAUGCUCAAAGAGAAGCUUCCAAAGAUGGCAAUGUAAGUGCUAAACAGGCAUUGAAGACAAUUGGUAGUGUUUAUUUACACAAUCGAGAUGUUUGUGCACAAGAAGCUGUGUAUAGAUUAACCAACAUGCACUUAAAGGAGUGUUCCCGAAAGGUUGUUUUUAUUCCAACUGGUGACAAUGUUGUGAAAAUGAGCCUACCAAUUUCUGUCUUAAAAGACAAGGCGUCUUCAGAUAAUCUGACAACAGAUGACAUGUGGAUGACCGGUCUUGUUGAUCGUUACAAGAAUAGGCCAAGUGAUGAUGUCUUUCAGGAUAUGUGCCUGGCAAAGUUUGCAUCAGAAUAUCGUGUUUUGACCAAAAAUGAAAAGUGCAAAAAUCCAGUGAAGUUGAAUAAUGGUUUUGGUUUUGUUGCUAAAAGAACUCGAACACAACCAGCCGUUGUUCGAUAUGCGCGUUUCUCUGAAACCAAAGAUCCUGAAAAGUUUUAUCAAAGUGUUUUACAGUUAUUCUUGCCUUAUCGAUUCGAUGGUGAACUAAAACCUUUGAACUGUGAAACAUUUCAAGACUUUUAUAAAACUGGUUUAGUUCGAUUUGUUCAUGGUACAAGACAUUCAGUCAAGGCUGUUGUAGAUUCAAAUAGAAGCCAUUUUGAAUUGGAAUCCGACACCUUGGAAGCUGCAAACAAUGUUGUUGGUACUGAAAUGCUGGAAGACGCAUGGUGCGAAUUAUGUCCUGAGGUUGAGGUGGAACGAUUUGAGUGUUUGGAAAGCCAAAAAGAAACACGAGCAACAUUAAACGAUGAACAAGAACAAAUACCAGAUUUGAGUUUGACUGUUAAAGAUGUUGCAAUAUUUCAGAACCAAAAAAGCAUGAGUAGAGUUGAAGGUCUAGCAUUGAUUCGAUCUCUAAAUGCAAAACAAUUUUCAGUCUUUUAUCAUAUUAGGCAGUGGUGCCUAGACAGAGCAAAUGGAAAGAAUCCCGAAUCUUUAAAAGUUUUUAUUACAGGUGGUGCAGGAACAGGUAAAAGUCACUUAAUUCGAGCCAUUGAAUAUGAAUCGAAAAGAAUCUUCUCACCAAUUUGUCAACAUCCUGAUAAUAUUUGUGUUGUGUUGACUGCACCCACAGGUAUUGCCGCAUAUAAUUUAAAAGCAACAACCAUUCACACAACAUUUUGUAUUGGAAAAGAUGUACGCUUACCAUAUACUCCUUUGGGUGAAGAGAAAUUAAAUUCAUUGCGGGCAAAAUAUCGUGAUCUCCAGCUUCUUAUCAUAGAUGAAAUAUCAAUGGUAGAUCACAAUCUGUUAUCAUAUAUUCAUGGUAGAUUGCAUCAAAUAAAACAAACAGGAGACUUUUCACCAUAUGGAAACAUUGGUGUUGUUGGGGUUGGCGAUUUCUUUCAAUUACCUCCAGUUAAAGGCAGAGCACUGUAUUGUGAUGGCGUAGCUCGUUCUCUGUGGUCAGAUUCAUUUAAGAUUGUAGAACUGACUGAAAUAGUUCGUCAAAAAGAUUCAGUGUUUUCCCAGCUGCUAAACCGGUUGAGGACUCGUUCCAAAGGAGUACCCAUGUUAGCGGAAGAUGUCCAAAUUUUAAAGCAAUGUGAAACGGGGGAGCAAAGCUCAGCUUUACAUAUAUUUGCAACAAAUAAUCAAGUAAAUGACUACAAUAUGUCUCAAUUACUUAAAAACUGUCCUGAUUUUGUGUCAAUCGCGGCACAAGAUUAUGUGAAUGAUAAAAAAACAGGAAAACUCAAAUUGCUAGAAGGCAGUCACAUAAAAGCCUCAAAUACUUGUUUGACGGAACUGUUGCUAUUGGGUAAGAGUGCACGUGUUAUGUUGUGUAAGAAUGUGGACGUGAGUGAUGGGUUGGUCAAUGGUGUAUGUGGUACUGUAACCGAGAUUAUAAUGAAAGAAACGAAAAAAUUCCCUGAAAAGGUUUUUGUUCGUUUUGAUGAUGAUUUUGUCGGUUUACAAAGGAGGAAAAACUGUAAGUGCAUGUUGUCAAAUUUGGUUGGUUCAACACCUAUUGAACCAGAGGAAGAAAGAGCCACUGUUAAAGGUGGAUUGCGACGUCAGUUUCCUCUCAAAUUAGCAUGGGCAUGCACUAUCCAUAAAGUACAAGGAAUAACUGUUGACAAGGCUGUGGUAUGUCUCAGUAAAAUCUUUGCACCUGGUCAAGCUUAUGUGGCACUAAGUCGUGUUAAAAGUAUUUCAGGAUUGACGAUUCAUAAAUUUGAUGACAAAAAAAUUUAUUGUAAGGAUGACAUAACGGUUGCAGUUCAGCAAAUGUCACCCCUGUUGACUGAACCUAGACAAGUGGAUAGAUAUGAUACAUCUUGUUUCACUGUGUUUCUAAUGAAUGUGCAAAGUUUGAAUCGCCAUGUUCAAGAUUUGGCAUUUUGUACACAGCAUUUAAAACCAAAGUGUAUUGCUGUAACAGAAACCUGGGUGUCAACUGUCUCAUCAGAUACAUUAAAGAUUGAUGGAUACAGUUUUCAGAACUGUCCACGACGUUUAGCGUAUUCUGGCAAGGAGGCAGCAUUGAUAUCAUUACAAGAUCAAGAACAUGGUGGUGUUGGCAUCUACAAUGCAGAUGGUGUAGCAUAUGAAUUUUUGCAGUCACCACAUGUUGAUUUAGAAUGUGCAGUGUGCAAUUUUCAAAGUUUGAACAUAGUUGUGGUGGUUGUUUAUCGCCCACCCCAGUAUCCUCUGUCAAUUUUUAAGAAAAAUCUAAGUAUAUUGCUUGAUUGGCUUGAACAAAAAAGUAAUACAAUAGGAUUAAUGGGUGAUUUCAAUGAAGAUCUUUUUAAAGGCUCAUCUAUUUCUAACUUACUAAGUGACAGAGGAUAUGUUCAAAUAGUUAAAGAAUCAACCACAGAGAAAGGUACUUUAAUAGAUCAUGUGUACCUAAGAUCAAAUGCCUAUGAAAUAGAAGCAAUGGUCAUACCAACAUAUUUUAGUGAUCAUGAAGGCAUAAUGUGUGGUUUUAAACUCAUGUAAUUUUCCUGAGUUAUCUAUCCAUACAUUUUCUUCCGCUUAUCCUUUGUGUCACGGGAUAAACGGCUAAGGAAUCCCAGACUCGUGUCAUCCCAGCCUGUUGAGCCACUUCUUGAGGGGAAAUUGUGAAAAAUUCUUAGGCCAGCUAAGAAACAUAGUCCAUGCAAGGUAUCCUAAAUCUUCUUGUGGGUCUCCACUCGGUGUAGUGUUUGGAACACCUUCCAAAGAAGGUGUCCAACAGACAGGUGUCCAUAUACCUGAGCCAAAUUUAACUAGCUUCUCUCAACAAGGAGAAGCAACAGCUCUAGUCAAAGUCCCUUAUGGAUGACUGAGCUUCUCAGUCUCAUGACCAUAGAUGAGAGUAUGAACCUCUAUCGAAUAGUAAUUGACACCUUAACCUUUUCACUCGGCUAUCUUUUCAGCAUGAAUAAAAAUCGAGAGAUAAAUUGAAACCCAAACAUUUUGACUCAACUGUCACUUAACAAUGACAGACCAAUACAGCGCACGCUUAACUUAAAAGACACUGAACCUAUCCGCCUAUCAAUAUCACACUCAAUUUUGCCCUUAUUCUUGAAGAAGACCUCAAAACUUGGAACUGAAUCUCCUACUUGAUCCAGAGAAGACACACUACCCUUUUCCAGCCCAAGACCAUGACCUGAAAUUUGAAAGAACUGAUCCUAGCCGCAUCACACUGGGCUGUGAACCGAUACACUGAAAGUUGUAGAUGACGACUUAAAGAAACCUAAUCAAUGACAAAAAAAAACGGAAUCUUCUGAAAUUUCAAUAUUGUACUGUUAAAACCUGUACCUUUGUGCAAAAACAACCUGAAAACAUCUGUUUUGUGGAAGACUCAGUUUAGUGUUGUCUGUUUCCUUGACUUUUGAAGCCUUCCGGCUGGAAGGUGCAACGUUUCAAAAACACAAGGAAAUGUCCAGAUGACCUGACUGAUUGUUGUAAAUAUGUACAUAUUCAUAACUGUAUAGAGUAGAGGUUUCUUUUAUUGCAUUACGACAGCAUUAAAUUAAAUAUUUGUACAUUUUCAGUAGACAAUUGGAAUUGAUCAUGAACAAUAAGGGUUGUAAACU
Nematolebias whitei (Rio pearlfish) is the source of this 6644-nucleotide messenger RNA. RefSeq lists its product as uncharacterized. Lineage: Eukaryota; Metazoa; Chordata; Actinopteri; Cyprinodontiformes; Rivulidae. The record is from RefSeq and is a predicted model, not a curated record. Gene Ontology annotation, molecular function: ATP hydrolysis activity; DNA helicase activity. The coding region runs from base 7 to 5562 and encodes 1851 amino acids. Gene Ontology annotation, biological process: telomere maintenance; DNA repair. The transcript has a single exon.